AAGUGGGGCAGACCUUUCCUCUCCCCCCCCCCCACCACUCCAUGGCUAGGAGCAGGGUGGGAAGAGAAGACCAAAGGAAGGAGACUUCUCUGUAGCUCACCCAGAAGCUUUGGGCGUGAAGGUGGAAUUUGCAGUCCUUGAGGAGCUGCGAGCAGGAAGGUCCUCAGAGGCGCUGGGUGCUGCUGAAGCCAUGUGCCCUGCCCUGCUGCUCGCCCUCUGCGGGCUGGCGGCGGCCGUGCCCUCGGAGGACAGGAAGCUGAGCGACAAGGCGACGACGCUGGCCGACCGCAGCACCACCCUGGCCUUCAACCUCUACCACGCCAUGGCCAAAGACAAGGAGACGGAGAACAUCCUGCUGUCCCCCGUGGUGGUGGCCUCCUCCCUGGGGCUGGUGUCUCUCGGGGGCAAGGCGGGCACGGCCUCGCAAGCCAAGGCGGUGCUGAGCGCAGACAAGCUGAACGACGACUACGUGCACAGCGGCUUGGCCGAGCUGCUGAGCGAGCUCAGCAACAGCACCGCCCGCAACGUCACCUGGAAGCUGGGCAGCCGCCUCUACGGCCCUGCCUCCAUCACCUUCGCCGAGGACUUCGUCCGGAGCAGCAAGAAGCACUACAACUACGAGCACUCCAAGAUCAACUUCCGAGACAAGCGGAGCGCCCUCAAGUCCAUCAACGAGUGGGCAGCCCAGACCACGGACGGGAAGCUGCCGGAGGUCACCAAGGACGUGGAGAAGACGGACGGAGCCCUCAUCGUCAAUGCUAUGUUCUUCAAGCCUCACUGGGAUGAGAAGUUCCACCACAAGAUGGUGGACAACCGUGGCUUCAUGGUGACUCGUUCCUACACCGUGGGGGUGCCCAUGAUGCAUCGCACAGGUCUCUACAAUUACUACGAUGAUGAGACGGAGAAGCUGCAGGUGGUAGAGAUGCCACUUGCCCACAAGCUCUCCAGCAUGAUCUUUAUCAUGCCAAACCAUGUGGAGCCUCUGGAGAGGGUUGAGAAACUGCUCAACAGGGAGCAACUAAAGACCUGGGCUAGCAAGAUGAAGAAGAGGUCAGUGGCCAUCUCGCUGCCUAAAGUCGUCCUGGAAGUCAGCCAUGACCUUCAGAAACACUUGGCUGGUCUGGGCCUGACAGAAGCCAUUGACAAGACCAAAGCUGACCUGUCCAAGAUCUCUGGCAAGAAAGACCUUUACCUGUCCAACGUCUUCCACGCUGCUGCUCUGGAGUGGGACACGGAGGGGAACCCUUACGACGCCGACAUCUACGGCCGGGAGGAGAUGAGGAACCCCAAACUCUUCUAUGCUGACCACCCCUUCAUCUUCAUGAUCAAGGACACCAAAACCAACUCCAUUCUCUUCAUUGGCAGGCUCGUGAGGCCCAAAGGAGACAAGAUGAGGGAUGAGUUGUAGUUAGGGUGUUUUGUGUGUGUGUGUGUGUGUGGUUUGGGUUUUUUUUGUCAGAGCCUUUGUUUUUUGGGUGGUUGUUGUUUUGUUUGUUGUUGGGGUGGGGUGGGGGGGAGGGGGACUUCAAGAAAAGGGGCAACACUUCUUUUGUAUCCUUCUGGAACCAUGGGUGCUAUUCAGACCAGGGUGCAUUCGUGAGGAGGAAACAGCAGAACACUUUACCUCACCCCAAGGAAAACCACAUUUGAUUGCACAAACUCACCCUCCAGAGAGAGAGAGAGAGGAAGGAGGGGAGCCUGGGCACAAGAGGGUCAGGCAGGAGUGGAAGGGAUGCAGCCUGCACUGUCUCAGGAUGAUGCCUGAGCUCCUCCCCACACUUUUUAAGCCUCCUGAUAAGAACUUUCCUGCUACCAUCAGCCCUGCAAAGGCUCAAGCCCUCCCCAUCCUGCUAGCCCAAAUGCUUCCUGCAGGCUUAGCUCUGCCACUUGCUGUUCUCUCUGCUUUAUGCUAAGCAGCACCACACCACAGCUCCUUUGAUAGCUUUCCAGUUGGUCCUUGCUUAUUUCUCCUAGCUUCACAAGUCUGUAACAAAGCACAAAGGGGCAGUUCUGUGGUCCAGCCACCUCCACGGCCCUGGGAGCAAUGCAGGACCAUGGCAGCACAUAAGAAUGGAGGUUGUAUGGAGCUGUGUCUUUCUGCCUCACCAAACCCUGCUCUGGAUGACUUAGAUGCUUCAACCACAAGUGAGCAGCUCCAAACUUGCUGCAGAGCCAAGUGCAGCUUUGCUCAGCACUUCAGAGAGGAAGUAAGUAGCUUAGGGGUGUCAUCAGAGAAGCCAAAGAUCAAGUGAGCUUCUAGAAAGGUAAACCUGAGGUCCUUUCACCACUCUUGUGGUGCUAAGGGACAUGUUUUAGUGCCAGACUUGGUGAAGUUAGGGAAUGGUUGGGACUGAAUGAUCUUAAAGGUCCUCUCCAAGCAAAAUGAUUCCAUGAUUCCAUGACAAAUCACCAUGCUCCGCCUGUCUGAUGGACACAGAGGGGGCCCUUGGACCAACAUUUGGAAUGAAACAUCCCAUAGCAGCCAAACAGAGCAGCUGCUAUUCUCUUGGUGCUUCCCCAGCAGCACAUAUGGAUGGGAAAGUUACCCCAGGUGAAGCUUCUCCCAGUUAUAAAACAGGGUUGGUACCUUAGCAGCUCCCAUAGGAGGCCAAGAGACUCCUGUUGGCUUCUCACAGGGAGGUGAAUCGAGUUCACUUCCACUUUCUUGCUUGACUCUGAUGCUUUAAAGCUGCUGCUUUCCAGUGACCCUUUCCAGAAGCUUCUCUUCUCCAUGCUACUUCAGCUCCCUCUUGGCUGACCUGGGUAAGGGCAUGCUGAAAACCAAACAAUAUUUAUCUUUACUCUCGUAUUUAUGUCUGAAGAUGAGCAAGGUCCAUAGCCUGCUCCAGCUUAGACUUGGAGGCCACUCCUAGCUUCUCUUUAAAGGUGAACACUAAAGAAGGAACUGCUAUGAUCCCACCAGCAAAGAAGCAGGUGUCAGGUAAAGCCUUGCUGCUCACUGAGAGACCUCCCAAAGCCAGGAGGAAUUUGUGCAUCACAAAGUGUCACUUGAUGGAAACCAGCCAGGGCAGUGCCUGCUUUGCUCCUCUGAUUUAUCUCCCUUGCCAGCAUGCUCACUCUUGGGUUGCUAUCACCCAGAAGCCAACUACUGCAGCUCCACACACAGGACUAUUUCCACUUAUUUAUUAACCUACAGCUCCAAAAACUCUUCUCAGCUGUUUCCUACAGGCAAAGCUCAAGCCCCCAAGUCUAACCUGAGCAGGUUUGCCAGCUUGCACAAGCACAGAGAAGCUCUACCCUAAUCCAACUCAGCCAGGGAGGGAGAUUCCUGUCCUUAAAACCCCUUCCCAUUCUCAGGUGCUUUCCCCACUCUGGCUGGGAGGUAGGAGGCAAUCCACAGCAAGCCUGAAGCCCAAGUGGCCUUCCUAGGCACAAGCCAGUGAAUUUAGUGCACUGAGACCCACAGGCUGCAGCAGGUCAGGGAGGAGGAUGAUGGUGGGGGGAGUAGAAGGGGUGGGGGCAAGGUCAGAACACGCUGUGGGAUGUUGGGAGCUCUUUGCACUGUGUGGAUGCAGGCAGCUGAUGGCUUUUGUUGUCUUGUGCCACGCAGUGACACUUGUCUAAUUUUGCAAUAAAACUUUUUCAAUGAA
Messenger RNA from Pogoniulus pusillus (Red-fronted tinkerbird), 3611 nucleotides. RefSeq names its product serpin family H member 1 (gene SERPINH1). Gene Ontology annotation, cellular component: endoplasmic reticulum. Gene Ontology annotation, biological process: collagen fibril organization. NCBI's taxonomy places the organism in Eukaryota, Metazoa, Chordata, Aves, Piciformes, Lybiidae. Gene Ontology annotation, molecular function: collagen binding; serine-type endopeptidase inhibitor activity. The record is from RefSeq and is a predicted model, not a curated record. The transcript is spliced from 5 exons. Bases 191 to 1408 code for a protein of 405 amino acids.